ACAUUGUAUUUUACAAUAUGUUCUCUUUCUAGAAAGAAACCAAAAUUUGAAAACCCACUUCGCUAUAAAGCUUGUGUUCGCGGAGAAAUUAAGCGAAUCAACCCAAAUUGUAUCUGCAAUUUCCAGCCGUUUGCUUCGCACAUACUUGUGAAACGAUGUCCGAAAAAUUGGCCCCUGAUAAACGCCACAGCUUUAUUCACAACGGUCAGAAGGUAUUUGAAUGGGAUCAGACUCUAGAAGAAGUCAAUAUUUAUAUCACUCUUCCUCCGAAUGUGCCUACCAAGCUGUUUUACUGCAAAAUUCAGUCGAACCAUUUGGAGGUUGGAAUCAAGGGAAGUCCUCCUUACCUUAAUCAUGAUCUUACUUGUCCAGUAAAAGUGGACUCGUCAAUAUGGACUUUGGAAGAUGAUAUAAUGCAUGUUACGUUACAAAAAAGGAACAAAGGUCAAACAUGGUCAUCGCCUAUACAUGGUCAAGGUGAGCUUGAUCCUUAUUCUGUGGACCAGGAGCAACGUCGGCUCAUGCUUCAGCGCUUUCAGGAGGAGAACCCAGGAUUCGACUUCUCUCAGGCUGAGUUUUCUGGAAAUUGCCCUGACCCUAAGACAUUUAUGGGGGGUGUAAAAUAUUGAGGUCUAGAUUCUUUCCAGAAUUUAGCUGGCAUUUCUAUUUUGAAGAAGUGUUCAAAUCAAUAUAAGAACAUCUAUUGAUUUUUUCUAAUUGGGAGAUAGGAUAAAAGUACCAGAAUAUAAUUCUCACAACGGAUCAACAGGUAAUAUGUGGAUGUAUCAUACUUGUCAAACUAUUUAUUCAUGUGUGUUUUAAGAAUGUCUCUAAUUUACUAAUAAUAUGAUUGCCAUAUACAUUACUGUA
Molecule: messenger RNA, 870 nt
Organism: Cryptomeria japonica (Japanese cedar)
Lineage: Eukaryota; Viridiplantae; Streptophyta; Pinopsida; Cupressales; Cupressaceae
Exons: 5
Coding region: 156-629 (157 amino acids)
Biological process (GO): protein folding
Cellular component (GO): cytoplasm
Source: RefSeq, a predicted model, not a curated record